CAGGGACGUCAGAGUACGGGUGCAUUGUAUGAUCUGAGUAGUUAAGUUGAUCGAGCAGUAGUUUGUGGGAAUUUGUGGUCAAAAUAUCAUGGAGCUGUUGGGAUUUGACUUGUCCGUGACAUGGCUGUUGAUUAUCGGUUUCGUUCUCAUAUCAGUUUGGUAUGAUCGGUGGUGUCACCAGUAUUUUCAGAGGUGUGGCAUCCCUGUAGCCGACUACAUUCCUUUCUUUGGGAACAUACUGCAAUGGCGUCAUGGACUCCAACACACUUUUACCGAGUACGUAAAGAAGCAUGGCAGAGUCGUCGGAAUGUAUGAUUUCCGACGUCCAGUACUGAUUAUCAAUGAUCCUGACAUUUUGAAGAAUAUCUUGGUCAAGAAUUUCUCCAGUUUCUACAACAGGAGGAAAUUCCCACUCGGGCAAAAGCCCUUGAACAGAGGCUUGACUCAGCUUGCGAACGAAGAAUGGAAAGAGAUACGCAACGUCAUCACUCCGUCAUUCAGUGCCUCCAAAAUGAGACUGAUGUCGGAGACGAUCAAUGAAUGUUGUGAUACCUUGGUGGCAAGUUUCAGCAAGGCCCAGGAGGGAGGAAAAGCCGCCGACUGCAGAGUGUUGUUUGGUGGUUUCACCAUGGACGCCAUUGCCAAGUGUGGAUUCGGCCUCAAAGUUGACUCCCAGCAGAACAAGGAUGAUCCUUUCGUCAAGAACGCAAAGAAGGCCUUCGAUUUCAGCUUCUUCAAUCCCGCUUUCAUGAUCGUCUCCGCCUUCCCCUCUCUGUCGCCCAUCUUUGCUUAUCUCAAAUUCGACCUGUUCGACCCGGAAGUUAUAAAAUUUUUCAUGAACGUCACGGAGGCCGCGUGCAACAUGCGCAAACAGGAGGGUCAGGAUGCGUCAAAGCGCAUCGAUCUGCUGCAGCUGAUGCUGAACGCCCACGAGGACGAGGAACACGAGGAGGAAGACACGCCCACCGCAGGGAACGGUCAGAACAAGGGUGCCGCCCAUCGCAGACCACUGUCGACAGUGGACGUCAUGGCACAGGCUAUCACCUUUUUCCUGGCUGGUUACGAGACUACCAACACACUGUUGAGCUUCACUGCCUACCUGCUGGCUACCAACCAAGACGCGCAAGAGAAACUGCACGCUGAGAUUGACAACCUCGCUCCCACACGUGACAACCUCGGCUAUGACGUCAUCGCCAAGAUGGAGUACCUGGACAUGGUGAUUGAUGAAUCACUGCGCAUGUAUCCCCCAGCAGUCAUAUUUGAUCGUAUGUGCAAUGAGACAAUUAGCUACGAAGGUCUUACCAUCGAAAAGGGUGUAAACGUGUUCGUUAGUCUCUGGAGCUUACAUUACGACGAGGAAUUCUGGACAAAUCCGACUAAAUUUGACCCGGAAAGGUUCAGCCCUGAGAACAAGGCCUCCAUCAAACCGUGCACCUACAUGCCGUUCGGCUUCGGUCCUCGUAACUGCAUCGGUAUGCGCUUUGCCUUGCUGGAAUCCAAGAUGGCGCUGGUGCGUGUACUGCAGCAGUAUCGCUUUGAUGUCUGCUCAGAAACCGAGAUCCCACCCAAGCUCGGUAAGACUGGCUUCCUUGCUCCGAAGAGUAUGAAGCUCAGUGCAGUCCCAAGAAACUAGACAGCAACCACGGUUGAUAGAAGGAGAGAAAUCUGAUCUCAGCCUUAAGAUGAUUUAAAGACGUUCAUGAUAUAUGUCAUUAUGUUUACAUCAAUCACUCAUUUGGUUAUUGUUAGGGUUAGGCAUGUGUGCCACUUUUGUUGAAUGAAUAGCAGCAAGUUAAUGUUGAAGCUCUACUGUUCGAUGUAUUUUGCUAGUAAGAAGCUGCAUAGAAUUUGUUGGUAGAACUAUUUCUUGAUCAUCAUUUGAGAGUUCUUGAGAGUUUUAGAAUUUACAGACUGCGUUAUCCGUUUUUGGAUCAUUUUUUUAAGGAAACCGAAACAAAAUUCGUGUCAAAGUUUAGUUUAAAAUGCUUUUAUAACACUUGCUGAAAUAAAAGCGGUAUGAUAGCAAUUGGUUGAUAUAUGGAUUUCAGUUAUAUUCCUUCUCAUAUUGAUUUUGAUGAAAUUCCUUUUAGUGUGCAAGUGUUGUGAUACGUUAUACUAUUCGGCAUGAAUUUCAGCACUUUGAUAAAAACAAUUCGCCAUUUAGUGCCUCACCAAAGUUAAAUGGGCUGAAAAUAAUUUACGCCCUUCACUACAAUAACGAAGCUAUAUGAUUAAUAUUUAAACACUUCCUCGUUACAACUUUGCAUAGUGUAGUGUAUUUGUAAUGUCUAUGAUAAUUCAAAAGUGUGUAAAUGUAAAGCCUUUGUGUUUCAGGGUAGAUAUUUUACAUUUUCAUAUUUUAAUAAAUCGACGUUGAAUUUGAACUUUAUGUGAUUGCACAAUACAUGUACACUAGUGUUCGUUAGUUGCCUUUAUUCAUUGGAAACGUGCACUGUUAUGGAAAAAGAAAUUAUAUUACUAUUUCUAUAUUUUUACUUAAUUUGUACAUAACUAAUACUAUAGUAUGAUGUUUAUAUUUAGAAAUUCGACGUUUGUCUUUUGACGUCAACUUUGUGAUAUUUUAGUUCUAUUUGAUUCUGAUGUUUAACUGGUGUUCUAUAAACGUGCGCGGAUCUUCUGCAAAUAGUUAAAACUGACUGUAUAUUAUAUAACCUGUAUUAUGGAAAAGAGCGAUCAUUAUCUUUGAAAAUAUAGUUAUAGCUGCAGAUCAUGUUAAACAAGUUGACGUCACUUUUUUACUUGAUUCUUAACAUUUUAUUUCGCUGCUACGUAAAAAAAAAUAUUACAGUUAUAUGUAACUGAUAGCAAAAAGAGUGUGGGGGCAGCUGCCCGGUAACACAUAAGUGGUAAAUGACUAUAAAAUUCAAGUGUUUAUAUCA
Patiria miniata (bat star) is the source of this 2900-nucleotide messenger RNA. Its product is annotated as cytochrome P450 3A6-like. The coding region runs from base 89 to 1633 and encodes 514 amino acids. The record is from RefSeq and is a predicted model, not a curated record. Lineage: Eukaryota; Metazoa; Echinodermata; Asteroidea; Valvatida; Asterinidae. Gene Ontology annotation, molecular function: heme binding; oxidoreductase activity, acting on paired donors, with incorporation or reduction of molecular oxygen; iron ion binding. The transcript is spliced from 13 exons.